AAUUAUAUUAAAUUUACUGUUGUAGUGAAAUUAUCUAAAUUAUUUCCAAUUGUUAUUCGACUAUUUAUUGGUUAACGAGAUUUGAGGACAUCAAUAAUCGAUAAGUUCGAAUGCAAUCGAUAUUUGUAUAAUAUUAGCUCGACCACGCAGUUUGUUAAAGAUUUUGAUUCUGCUAUGCAAAAUUAAAAACUUUCUAAAUUGUUCAUUAAUUAUGGCAAAUAUUUCGUUAAGUGAAGCAGAGAAAACAUUUAUACUUCACGGCGUAGAGGAAGAUUUCCGUUGUGAUGGACGAUCGCGUCGUGACUAUAGACCUAUGGAGUUAGAAACUGAUUUGGUUAGUAAUGCCAGUGGUUCAGCUAGAUUGCGAUUAGCAAACACAGACGUUUUAGUAGGAAUAAAGACAGAGAUUGAUAAACCGAACUACCUAACUCCUGAUCAAGGCAAAAUAGAAUUUUUCGUUGAUUGUUCGGCAAAUGCAGCUCCUGAAUUUGAAGGGCGAGGUGGAGAAGAACUGGCAUUAGAAUUGGCAGAUACCUUAACAAACGCAUAUGAAUCCCCAAAAGCCUUCGACUUAAAACUACUUUGUAUUCUGCCUGGUCAACAAUGCUGGAAACUUUUUGUUGAUAUUUUGAUUUUAGAAUGUGGAGGAAAUUUAUUUGAUGCAGUAUCUUUAGCAGCGAAAGCAGCUUUGUUCAAUACAAAAAUACCACGUGUAACAGCGGCGCUUAUGGAUGCAGGAGAAGCAGAAUUAUUAAUUUCCGAUGAUCCUUAUGAUUGCACACGAAUACCAAUUGGAAAUUUGCCUAUAUUGGUAACCGUGUGCAAAAUAGGGGAUUCGUGUGUUGUAGAUCCAUCUGCGGAAGAAGAAGAAUGUAGCAUUGCCAGUGUUGUUGUGGGGGUCUCAAAGAGAAAAGGAAAAAGUUAUACGUCAAACGUACACACAAUCGGAGAAGGGUCAUUACAUAAGGAUACAAUGCAUAAUUGCGUAUUAUUGGGCUUAUCUGCGGCGGAAAGCUUAAACAACGAAUUGGUGAAAGCUUUGAAACUCGAGGAAGAGCGCAUUGGAUCAAAACGUCGAAAUAUUGUAGGUUUUCUUAAAUAAAAUUUCAAAUAAAUACCAAGGACACCGAUUUAUUAAAA
Messenger RNA from Ceratitis capitata (Mediterranean fruit fly), 1140 nucleotides. It is a transcript of the gene Rrp42, whose product is annotated as exosome complex component RRP42. The record is from RefSeq and is a predicted model, not a curated record. Gene Ontology annotation, cellular component: cytoplasmic exosome (RNase complex); nuclear exosome (RNase complex). Gene Ontology annotation, biological process: exonucleolytic trimming to generate mature 3'-end of 5.8S rRNA from tricistronic rRNA transcript (SSU-rRNA, 5.8S rRNA, LSU-rRNA); U4 snRNA 3'-end processing; U5 snRNA 3'-end processing. The coding region runs from base 212 to 1102 and encodes 296 amino acids. The transcript is spliced from 5 exons. NCBI's taxonomy places the organism in Eukaryota, Metazoa, Arthropoda, Insecta, Diptera, Tephritidae.